GCAGCUGCCGGGAUGUAAAUGAGACGGACUCGGGCUCUGCUGGGACAGAGGACUGUUGUUAGAGAAUGCCACAGCAAGCGGACACGCCGUCUGCGUUAGCUCACGAUUGUUCACUGGUAGCUCUUAAAUAUAUAGCGAAUAACAUAGAGUCGUGAUUGUGCUGUUUUUGUUUUUUUUUAAUUUUGCAAGAGGAUCGUCCUGCGGACUGCAUUAACCAUCCUCCAGCCAGCAUGCCUCCGCCUCAGAGCCUCCAAUCCAGCGGACUGACCCUCUCUGAAACAAGCAUGGGUUCUUUUAAGAGGAGGAAGAGGAAAUCCAUAAUAGUGACGGUGCUGCUGCUCAUCGUAUCCGUGCUCAUCCUCAUCUUUGGCCUGGCAGCGACUACCAGGACGCAGAACAUCACAGUGGGCGGCUACUACCCAGGAGUCAUUUUGGGCUUUGGCUCCUUUCUGGGAAUUAUUGGUGCUCACUUGAUAGAGAACAAGAGGCAGAUGUUGGUGGCGUCUAUCGUCUUCAUCAGUUUCGGAGUGGUGGCUGCCUUCUGCUGUGCUAUUGUCGAUGGAGUGUUUGCUGCGAGGCACAUUGACCUCAGGCCUCUGUAUGCUGGCCGCUGUGAGUAUCACUCCAGUGAGAUUUCAUCUGAACGUGAUGUACCCUGUCAGACAUCACGCACAUCAUGUAACCUGCGUGUGAAGGGCAACACCUGUUACUGCUGUGACCUCUACAACUGCGGGAAAGAACAUCCUCUUAUGGGACUUCAGAAUAAAGAUGUUUUGAAAAAGUUUAGGAAAUCAUCCAUGAUUUGGAACCGUGUAGAGGUGAUUGGAGGCUACCAUGAAUACACGGAUGUGAAGAGCUGUCAGGACGUGGUGCACCUCUAUCACCUGUUGUGGUCUGCUACCAUCCUCAACAUCGUGGCCCUCUUUCUGGGUAUCAUUACUGCUGCAGUGCUGGGAGGCUUCAAAGACAUGACUCCCUCUGCUGCCUCAGAGAGUACAUCUGAACCAGAGGCCAUUACAGCGCCAGUCCCCUCACAGCCUCCUCCACCCACCACCUCCCUCAACUCAUAUUACAAUACUGCCCCCUGCCUCCCGCCUUACACUGCCUACGACCUGCAGCAGGGCUCCUACUUAUUCCCCGACUCCUCAGGCCUAUCGGAUGACUCCCAGUCUGGAGCCAGCCACCUGUGGCCCACCAUGGUCCCUCCACGCUACUCUCCUCCUCACAACCAUCCUGAUGAGAAGCCCCCGCCGUACAGCCCGUAAGAUGGCUUCGAGCAAAGACACCUGAAAGUCGGUUGUUGGAUGCUGACUGAAUGGUUUGCACGCACAUGUCCUCAGAUCUUUUCCUCACAAUCUGUGAGAACUGUGCUGAAGAAAAGGUGGUGAGAAGGAGGAGGAAGGCCACGGAGCACACUAACUUUGAGUUCAUCCCAGCACAAGAAGUGUUUGUCUCCCUGGGCACCACUCACACUCAUGCCUGCACUGUGUGUGUUUGUGCACAUAAACACAUCUAGAGAGAGACAACCAGUUCAAAGCCAGGACUGUUUACACAUCUAUCUGCCUUAAUGCAAACAGACUUCCAGCGCUGCAGCUCCGGUCACCAUGACUUAUUCUGUACAGGGUCAAAAACUCAACAGCUCAUGCUUUAUGUCCAUCUCUCUUCAGUACAUAUUGUAAAUGCUUCGAGCCUCGAGUGUCACAGGUGAUAACGUCCUCAUUGUUUGCACUAUGAGGAUCUGGACUGAUGACCACAGCUACGACCCUCAUGUAAGAUCUCACCCCAGUUACAUGAAAGCUUCAGUCUGUUCCCCAAACUGAAUAAGCUAGUUAAUUAAAGACUAGGUGUAGGCCCAAGCUUUCUUUAGCAGAUAAUUAGGCAGAGUUAGCAGUAAUGGAGGUAUUACAUGCUCAUAAUGUAUGUACAGCAGUAUGAUAUACAGAUGCUCUUUUAACAGUUAAGCCUUAGGUAUACAAACAGAUCAUGGUAUCGCAGUAGUUAGUAAUAACUUAUUAAGGAAAGAUGGUUAACAGUUACAGUCCAAACCCUAUUUAUUGUAUUUUCACUCAAAGCUGUAAAGCAGGUAAGCAUAUAUCAUCUCUCUUUAUAAGUAGUCGCAAUAUCACAUCUAUGUGCUGUCUUUGUCAGGAGUAAAUACUAUUAUGGCCAAGUGUGUACAGUCGGUGCUGGAUUCACUGACACGAGAUGGGACAUCAUGAAAAGUAACUGUCGUCCACUGAGGAAGAGUGAAGAAGAGUAAAGGUAGUCCAUGUCCGUAAGACGGGUCUCUGUCAGCUUUAAUCACUGCUUUUUAUAAUUUAAACAACACAUUCUCAGGGGCUGAUUGUCAGUUCCUUUUGUCUUGCCAUUAAAAAAUGUUUUGUGUAAUUCAGAUGGUGUGUUUGUUUUUAGCCAAACUAGCGAUCCAGUCAGUCAGUCGGUUCACCACUUUGGCCCAAACGGAAACAUCUCAGCAACAACUGGAUGGAUCACCAUGAAAUUUGGUGCAGAUCAUGGCCCCUCUCAAGAAAAAAGGUUGGUGAGCCUUUAGUUUGCACAUAGCACCAUCUGCAGGUCAAAGUCUUAACUACCAAAACUUUAGUUGAUGAGCACAAGGGUGGAGGUUUUGUUGCAACUUUGGGAGCGGGGAACAUGACACGGGGUUUGGGGGUCUUUCAGACAAGAAACCAAUAAUCAACUGAAAAGUAAAAAUAAUAAGAAACAACAAAGUAUAAAAAGUUUGUCUGUGUUAUGUUUCAUUGUGGGUUUUUCCAGCUUCUUCCAGCUAUGUACAAACA
Plectropomus leopardus (leopard coralgrouper) is the source of this 2798-nucleotide messenger RNA. It is a transcript of the gene tmem255a, whose product is annotated as transmembrane protein 255A. The record is from RefSeq and is a predicted model, not a curated record. Lineage: Eukaryota; Metazoa; Chordata; Actinopteri; Perciformes; Serranidae.